Dinoponera quadriceps is the source of this 3146-nucleotide messenger RNA. RefSeq names its product histone chaperone asf1 (gene asf1). Gene Ontology annotation, molecular function: histone binding. The record is from RefSeq and is a predicted model, not a curated record. Gene Ontology annotation, biological process: DNA replication-dependent chromatin assembly. The coding region runs from base 243 to 863 and encodes 206 amino acids. Gene Ontology annotation, cellular component: nucleus. Lineage: Eukaryota; Metazoa; Arthropoda; Insecta; Hymenoptera; Formicidae. The transcript is spliced from 3 exons.
CCUCAUGAGGUUGAGACGGAAGAUUUUUUCGGAGUUCUAAAUGAGAACACGUUGCUCCUUGCAACGUUAUCCUGCCGCGAGGCCCAGCUUCGCGCACCAAGUCGAACGUCCGAUAUUCAUUCCCGGUCGUCUGGCUUACCGGUCUCGAAACGCUCGUCUCGUUUCGAAAGGCGCGGAAGCGCGCGACGAACGGCAUUUCAAGUGGUAAACAAACCAACGUUCACGGCACACAACGCGCGAAAAUGCAACGUUCCGCGGAGGCACGUCAUCGCUUCGUAUUUCCCGACGCGAAACUCGUCGUCGUGUUCUGCUCGCGACGCGACGUGCAUCACGCCGACGGGCGCCGGAUGAGGAUCGAACGAACAGCUGCCGGCGAUCUGGAAUGGAAGAUGAUAUACGUGGGCAGUGCGGAGUCGGAGGAGUUCGAUCAGGUUUUAGACACCAUUUACGUUGGACCGAUUCCAGAAGGAAGACAUAUGUUUGUAUUCCAGGCCGACCCACCAGAUGUGAGUAGAAUUCCAGUAAACGAUGCUCUGGGUGUGACUGUUGUAUUGCUGACCUGCUCCUAUAGAGGUCACGAAUUCGUUCGUGUCGGUUACUUCAUAAAUAACGAGUACACGGAUGCGGAACUUAGAGAAAAUCCACCUCCGCAGCCACAAUUCGACAAGGUGCAGAGGAAUAUAUUAGGCGAUAAGCCGCGUGUCACUAGAUUUAAGAUCAAUUGGGACGAUUGUGCCACUACGACGGCGAGCGCCGUUCCCGAAGGCAUGGACGCGCAAGCUCUGGAAGAAACCUCGCAAGAUGCGCCCACAUCCACGUUAGGCUUUACGGAGAACACACAGAAUGGUAUGGAAGUGAUGUGAAAGACGAUUUGUUGCCAGUAAGAGUAAGUCCGAUGGAACUGCAUAUACUGUAAAUUUAAGGCUCUUAGCUCCUUGCUAUAACCAUAUUGGAUUAUGAUGUCACAAGCGAGAUGUCAUACCAACUUCUCUCUCUUGCGCCCUCCACAGGUUGAAAUAAAUUCGUCGUUUUACCAUGUCACAACAUUCAAUAGCUUGGAUCAGUACAACACUCAGUAAGUGCAUGUUUUGUUUGUUUAUUAAUAAGAGAACAAUAAGUGUGUACAUACUUUAUUUACAUAUAUCAUAGGACGUACAUUUGAAAAAUACGUAAAACACAACUUUUGCAUAUCAACUAGGAAUGUUCCUUAUAAAUAGGUAUACUGAUUCGAUCAUGCAUCUUUACAUGCAUGUAAAUGUUGUACUUUGUGGUCUUAAAUUAGUCGGGAGUAUCAAUUGACGUUCUUUUGCUUCAUAUGCGAAUGGAAAUGCAUUCUUACUGCUCUCGUUAUUCAAAAUCUUAUCGUACCAGCUCAUUGUGGCUGCAGUCCAUUAUUUACUAUAAUUUUGAGGGCAUACCGAGCAAUAAAUAAAUAUUCUUUUGUUUCUAUUUUCCGCGUUAUAUUUUUCGAGCGAUCGUGUAACGAUUAAUUAAGAUUUACGGCAAUUUAUUAAUACUCGAACUAAGAAUAGUCGUUACAACACGUUACAGAAAUUUAUUCUAUCUAGGUAUAAGUUGUGAUACGCGAAAAUAACUAAUUUAUUUCAACACACUGCAAAGCAUAUAUCAGAAAAAUAAAAUCGUGUCAAUCAAAUUGACAUUUCGUUGCGACUUUAUAGUGCGGUACGGCUGCAGUGAUGGAAAAGAAUCCUUAAACGAUGAAGUAGUACCUGGAUAAGAAUAUGACAGAGUAUACACACUCCGUAUAUAUUUAGAUAAUUCGAAAGAUCGCGCAAAGAAAAAAAAACAACCUUCCACAUACUUAUUGAUGUACAUCCCUUCGACAUGAAAUUUGUACAUUUUCAGAAAACAUCGUGUGUGAAUGGUAAUGUGAUAACCCUAUACUUGAGCAAAAAAAAGUGAGUUAAUAGUUUUCGGCAUUGUCAUGUUUCUCCCAAUCAAAUAGCACCGGAUUUACAAACUUAUUGUCUCUGAAAGAAUGUAAUUUCUGUGAAAAUGGAAAACUUGUACGUAAUAACGAACAGUAAUUAUAGCACGAACCACGAACGAUUAAGCUGAAUAUAAAUACGGAUAACCGAUCGUAAAUAAAAUAUGUAAAGCCACAGCGAAUUCUCGACAAUGUCCCGUAUAAUAUAAUUGUUUGAAAAUUAUUAUGUUUUGGUAGCUUAUCAUUUAAGGUGCUUUAAACUUAAAAAUACGUUUGAAUAUAUUAAGUAUUAUAUUACUACAGCUUAUUAUAACGUCACAUUGCAUUAGAUCAUAAGACAGUUUCCAUUUUUUAUUAGUGUAUAUAAUACAUACUAAGGUAAAAAAUAUAUAUUAUGUUUUUUACUUGAGAAAGAUGUAUUGAUAUGUCCUUUUGCGAUUCUGUUUCUAUUAAUAAUUGCAAUUUACCAUUAAAAUACCAGUUCACACGGCUCAGGUAAUAUAUUUUAUUCAGACACACGUGUAUAGGUGAUAUAAUAUUAUUCUUUCGGAUAUUGCCUGUAUUAUUAUAUAUUAUUUUACACAUAUUACAUUUUUAGAAUCGUCAGGUACAUUUUAUAGUAUACUUCUUCCAUGUUGAAUUUAAAUCUUUCAAAUACAGUUUACUCUUAUAAUUUAAAAUUAAAGAAAUAUUUUUUGAUAUUAAUAAAGGUAAAUACACAUAAAAUUAAAGGAUCACAUGUCUUGAUGACGUAAAAUAAGCAAAAUUCAAUAGGUUUGUAAUUAAAAUAAAAAUAGCAAUAAUGAAAUGAUUUAAGAAGCAAUAUACAAUUUCCAAUCUUUGACUUCCAGAAAGAGAUAUAUUGUGAAAUAUGAAAUUUAUUAUUUAUUUUUCUUACAGUACUACAAAAAUGUAAAAUAUAAAAAUAUAAACCAAGUUCCAUGAAGUGUUACAAUUUUUUAUAACAUUUGUCGAAUUGUAUCGUAUGGAUGAAAAGUUGUAGACGAGUGACGUUUAUACAUUUUGAAAGUUUGUACUUUUUCUUUUAAUUUACAUAUCUGGAAAUAUUACGAUUUUUUCUCAUUAUGUUAUUCCUCGUUAAACCUCGUAAUGUAACCGCUGCGGCUGUUUUAUUUAAUAACGUUUAAGAAGCGAGAAAAUGCACGCUAAUUUUUGCGUUAUACGUCCAGAUAAAAUA